GUCCACUUUAAAGAUCCGAUAAGAGCUUAACCCUUGCAGCCACAUGCAACCCUGCGGGGUGAGUGGAUCCACAGCGGGAGCUUACACUGGAAAAAUCAUUUCCCCGUCCAAAUUUGUAGCGCCAAUUCGUAGCACCAAAUUCCACCUUCAACAUUGAUAUAGAAGAGUGCGAUUGAAAUCACCAGCAUAGGACGAAAAAUAUACCAAUCGCCCAAGAUGCCUCCCAGAAUACCCAUACUAGCCGCCCUUCGACAACCCUCUACUUUCUUCAGACCGCAACGAAUCGCUAGCAUAUCAACAACCGCCCCGACCCAAUCCCUGCGCCCCAACCCCGGGGCACCAACAGCGACCUCCCAACUCCUCGACAUCGACAACAGCAGCAGCGACAACGGCGACAACAGCAGCCCCAGCCCCUACACCCCGCCCAAGCCAUCACCGCCCGGCUCCGGGAGCACGAGCGCGACGCAGGUCGCCGCGGGCAUAUACGAGGACAUCUACGACAACCUGCGGGGCACGCGGCAGCGGGCGCGCACCAUCGACGAGGAGAUCAAGCAGCGGAACCAGAACGACGAGUACGCGCGCCAGAUGACGCGCCGCUGGAAGGCCGGCGACGUCUACGCCCCGCACGACAUCAGCCCCGUCGAGAUGGGCAAGUGGCGCCGCAACCAGUCGCGCAAGAAGGACCUCGUUGACAUGCUCGGCCUGAGCCCCCUCGACAUGUACCGCAACUUCUCCGUCAUCUCGGAAUUCAUGACACCCCACGGCAGGAUAAAGAAAUCGAUCGAGACGGGGCUUCGGCCGCCGAACCAGAGGAAACUAGCCAAGGCUAUCCGGCGCGCCGUCGGUCUAGGUCUCCAUCCUAGUGUACACAAACAUCCCGAGCUUCUAGUCCGAGAAACGUACAAGUUCUACGAGCAGAACGCCGCCAGUAAGCGGGAUUACAGAUGAGCCACAGAGUGAUCCGUUGUACAACGGCUUGGUGCCUUCUUCAUACCACCUAUAUACAGAGAGACCGGCAAGAAGUAUUUAGAUGUAUGAAUAGUGUUGUACAAAGAUAAAUUCAUUCACAUCAUCAAAUCAUGCCUUCCAGGGCCGGCGAACCUUGUAUCCCGGUUGACCAUC
This is a messenger RNA of Annulohypoxylon truncatum, 1122 nucleotides long. RefSeq names its product ribosomal protein S18. Gene Ontology annotation, biological process: mitochondrial translation. Bases 217 to 948 code for a protein of 243 amino acids. The record is from RefSeq and is a predicted model, not a curated record. Gene Ontology annotation, cellular component: ribosome; mitochondrial small ribosomal subunit. Gene Ontology annotation, molecular function: small ribosomal subunit rRNA binding; structural constituent of ribosome. The transcript is spliced from 3 exons. Lineage: Eukaryota; Fungi; Ascomycota; Sordariomycetes; Xylariales; Hypoxylaceae.